Molecule: messenger RNA, 3100 nt
Organism: Agrilus planipennis (emerald ash borer)
Lineage: Eukaryota; Metazoa; Arthropoda; Insecta; Coleoptera; Buprestidae
Product: glutamyl aminopeptidase
Exons: 14
Coding region: 103-3015 (970 amino acids)
Biological process (GO): peptide catabolic process; proteolysis
Cellular component (GO): cytoplasm
Molecular function (GO): peptide binding; metalloaminopeptidase activity; zinc ion binding
Source: RefSeq, a predicted model, not a curated record
UGAUUCAAACAAGUCAACAGUCGUUCAGUAGCUCACUAGACGUUACUAUCGACGACUUUAAGUCACACAAGCGCAGUCCAAACGUCGCUAUGAAUUAGUAUUAUGACGGUGAACAGUUCUUCCGCGUCCCAGGGGUCGUCGGCGCUCCCCCGACCAACCCCCAUUAAACGGCGCAAAACAGCCCCCAAAAGAACCGCCUUUUCCAUUCUUCUAAGUUGCUGUAUUUUUUUGUUUAUACUUUGCGCGUGCCUUGUAGCAGCUCUAGUGCUUAUUGGCAAGCACUUGUCCAAGAAUCCCGAUGUUUACCAUGCGCUGGGGAUGACUACUUCCACGAGUGCAUCCAAGGGGAGGAACAUUCUGGGAAACAGUGGACGGGGUGCUGACGGGAGUCCUCGUUUACUAAGGCUCCCCCGGGAUGUUGUACCGAUUCAUUACGACCUCUACUUGUACCCCAGUGUUAUUAGCAACGGGUUCAGGGGGCGAGUUAACAUUACCCUUACAAUUAUUAAAACUAGGAGUGAUAUUGUGUUACAUAGUAAGAAUUUAAGUAUUCAUUCGGCCGAUUUAGUGUACUAUAAUCGGUCGAAAGCCAUCGCGGUUCAAAAUAUAAGAGAGGACGACGAAGACGAGGUAAUUUAUGUGGUUCCCCGAAUGAGACUUGUUCCUGGAAUGUACUUUUUGAACAUUGCAUUCAGUGGUAAUACCCUCAACAAAACCAUAGGUUUAUACAACAGUGUCUAUUAUGAUAAGGAAACGAAGCAGAAAAGAUCAAUUGCUACCACCAAGUUUGAACCAACAUAUGCCAGACAGGCAUUUCCCUGUUUUGAUGAGCCAAACAUGAAGGCGACAUAUACAUUUCAUGUACUGAAACCUCGUUCAGAUCCAUCAUACAUUGCCCUAUCUAACAUGCCUGUCGAGAGUGAAGAAGAAGUUGAAGAUGGCAUUUUAGUUAACUUUAAAGAGAGCGUUAAAAUGUCUACAUAUCUGGCUAGUAUUAUUGUGUGCGAUUUUAAUUAUACAGAAACUACUUUUGGCAGUGAAAACAAACCCUUGAGGGUGUAUGCGACUCCUGCCCAAAUAGGAAAAACCGAAUUUGCAAAAUGGGUUGCAAAAGGAGUGAUCGAAUAUUUUACCGAUUACUUUAAUAUUCCUUAUCCUUUACCAAAGCUUGAUAUGAUAGCAAUUCCAGACUUUGUUUCUGGAGCUAUGGAACACUGGGGACUUGUAACGUAUAGGGAAACAGCCCUCUUGUACGAUAAUACUACCAGUUCUACAAUCAACAAGCAACGGGUUGCCACUGUAGUAGCGCAUGAAUUGACCCAUAGCUGGUUUGGAAAUUUGGUUACAACAGAUUGGUGGAAUGACCUUUGGUUAAAUGAAGGAUUCGCGUCAUAUAUCGAAUACAAAGGUGUUAACGCUGUCUUACCAGAAUGGCAAAUGUUGACCCAAUUCCUGAUCAUGGAUUUACAUCCCGUAUUAUCAACUGACGCGAAGUUGAGUUCUCAUCCCAUAAUCCAGACUGUUAAUACUCCAGAUGAAAUUACCGCUAUAUUCGAUAGCAUCAGUUACAAUAAGGGCGCCUCAGUACUUCGUAUGUUGGAAGACACGGUGGGUCAAGAGAAAUUUCGUAAAGGAAUUACCAACUUUUUGAACGCCCACAAGUGGGGUACUGCAGUGUCCCAAGACCUAUGGAAUCAACUCCAAGAAAUUGUGGGUGAUUCUCUAAACAUUACAUCAUUCAUGGACAGUUGGACAGUUCAAAUGGGUUAUCCCAUCGUUACCGUAAAAGUAAAAGACGAUAAUUAUAUUCUUACACAAAAGAGAUUCUUAACAGACCCAGAUGCAGUAUCUGAUACUUCGUCACCUUAUGGGUACAAAUGGUCAAUUCCUAUCACAUACAUUACUAGCGAAGAGUCUGCUCCUAAAAGGGUGUGGUUUAAUCAUACAAAUGAAAACAUUACAAUUCCAAUUCCUUCGGGCGCAACUUGGGUCAAGUUCAAUUACAACCAAGUGGGUUAUUAUCGAAUUAAUUACAACCGUGACCUUUGGGACAGUUUAACAAGAAACUUUAAUUCAUUAACUGUGGCUGAUCAAACUCAUCUACUGGAGGAAUCUUUUAGCAUAGCUGAAGCCAAUUUGUUAGACUAUUCUAUUCCUUUAAAUUUAACAAAACAAUUACAAUCAGAAACCGAAUAUAUACCGUGGACCGUGGCUUCUAAAAAGUUGCGCAUGUUGAAAACUUAUUUGACAGAUUCUCUUCAGUAUUCCAAAUUUUUGGAGUAUGCAGUUGAUAUUGUAACCCCAGCUUACAGAAAACUAACUUGGAAUGAAAGUUCAUCAGAUACCCAUUUGGAAAAGAGAGCGCGAGCAACUAUACUUUCUCUUGCUUGUGCAAUGGGACAUACAGGGUGUUUAGCUGAAGCAAAAAAGCGUUUUCAAGAGUGGCUUGCUAAUUCAACAGAAGUAAAUUUGUCUCAAGACUUAAAAAGUACUAUAUAUAAUUAUGGUAUCGAAUCUGCAACCGCCGAAGAAUGGGAAAAAAUGUUCCAAAUUUUUGCAAACGAACUGGAUGCUGGAGAAAAACUGAGAUUAAUGAGCGGUUUAGCAUCUAUUAAAGAAACGUGGCUAUUAAAAAAACUUUUAGUCUUGGCUGAGGACGAGACUUAUGUGAGAAGUCAAGAUUAUUUUACUUUAUUAAGUUACAUAUCAAGUAAUUCUGUAGGUACAGCGUUGGUGUGGGAUUAUGUAAGAGAAAAUUGGGAGGCGUUAGCUAAUAGGUUUACAUUAAACAACAGGUACCUCGGAACUCUGAUCCCCAGUAUAACUAAUACUUUUUCAACAACAACAAAACUUAAUGAGAUGCGAACGUUUUUCGAGCAGCAUCCAAACGCCGGUGCAGGGGCACGUUAUCGUACUCAAGCUCUAGAAACUGUUCAAAAUAACAUUAAGUGGUUAGAAAGAAACAAGGAAACUGUAGAAAAAUGGUUGGGAAAUUAUCAGAAGACGCAGUCAUAAUAAACUGCGAAAAUUUAAAGGCUGUCUUUAUGAAAUGUACACUUAUUUUAUUUAAAAUAUCUAAUAAAAAACUUUUAUAAAAAAA